AUGAACUUCCUUCCAUAUUUCUCCAUUGAGACCUGGGGUCUUCUGAUCACCCUCCUCGCUCUCCUGAUACUAUAUGGGAUCUGGCCAUAUGGUAUAUUUAAGAAACUGGGUAUUCCUGGGCCAACACCCCUGCCUUUCUUUGGGACCACCUUGGAGUAUCGCAACGGUAUGGUGGACUUUGACAAAAUCUGCUUUCAGAAAUAUGGGAAAAUCUGGGGGCUUUACGAUGGCAGACAGCCUGUGCUGGCCAUCCUGGAUUCUACACUCAUUAAAACUGUGCUGGUGAAAGAGUGCUACACCACCUUUACCAACCGACGGAGUUUUGGUCCAACAGGAGUGCUGAAGUCGGCUAUCUCCAUCGCUGAGGAUGAGCAGUGGAAGAGGAUUCGCACUGUGCUCUCUCCAACCUUCACCAGUGGGAAGCUAAAGGAGAUGUUUCCCAUCAUGAUGCAUUAUGGGAAGGUUUUGGUGAGAAAUGUUCAGAAGCAAGUGGAAAAGGAUGAACCCAUAGCUGUUAAAGAUGUGUUUGGUGCCUACAGCAUGGAUGUUAUCACUAGCACUUCGUUUGGUGUGAAUAUUGACUCCAUGAACAACCCCCAAGACCCAUUUGUGAAGGAGGCUAAGAAACUAGUGAAGUUUGACGUCUUUUCCCCGCUCUUUCUUUUGAUAUCUGUAUUUCCAUUCCUUACUCCUCUUCUUAGUAUGCUGAAUGUGAACAUUUUCCCAAGUGAUGCCCUGGAAUUCUUCACACGGUCAGUCAUCAAAAUAAAGGAAAAGCGCAAGAGAGACACUCCCACGGACCGAGUGGAUUUCCUGCAGCUGAUGAUUGACUCCCAGAAUUUAAACACCAGUCACGAGAUCCUGACUGAUACUGAGAUUCUGGCACAAGCAAUUAUCUUUAUUUUUGCUGGCUAUGAGACCACCAGCUCCAUUCUUGGCUACAUAGUUUACAGUCUAGCUACUCACCCCGAUGUACAGCAGAAGCUUCAGGAGGAGAUUGACUCUGUUCUUCCCAACCAGGCGCCUCUCACUUAUGAUGCCCUGAUGCAGAUGGAGUAUGUUGACAUGACAGUGGGUGAAACCCUCAGGCUCUUUCCUUUCGGAGGGCGAAUUGAAAGGGUCUGCAAGAAAGACGUAGAGAUAAAUGGAGUGAGCAUUCCCAAAGGCACUGUGGUUAUGAUCCCACCCUACCUUCUGCAUCGUAUCCCAGAAUACUGGCCAGAACCAGAGGAGUUCAGACCGGAAAGGUUCAGUAAAGAGAACAAAGAGACUAUGGAUCCUUAUACGUACCUGCCUUUUGGAGCUGGACCCAGAAACUGCAUUGGAAUGAGGUUUGCUCUCCUCUCUAUAAAAGUUGCUAUCGCCAGUCUGCUGCAGAAUUUCACCUUCAGACCCUGCAAAGAAACUCCGAUACCUCUCAAACUGAGUUCAAAAGGAUUCAUAACUCCAGUGGAACCUAUCAUUCUGAAGUUGGUCCCCAGAACCACAGUAUCGAAGGAGUAA
This is a messenger RNA of Emys orbicularis (European pond turtle), 1503 nucleotides long. RefSeq names its product cytochrome P450 3A9-like. Gene Ontology annotation, biological process: steroid metabolic process; oxidative demethylation. Gene Ontology annotation, molecular function: oxidoreductase activity, acting on paired donors, with incorporation or reduction of molecular oxygen, reduced flavin or flavoprotein as one donor, and incorporation of one atom of oxygen; heme binding; testosterone 6-beta-hydroxylase activity. Bases 1 to 1503 code for a protein of 500 amino acids. The transcript is spliced from 13 exons. The record is from RefSeq and is a predicted model, not a curated record. Lineage: Eukaryota; Metazoa; Chordata; Testudines; Emydidae.